Molecule: messenger RNA, 1598 nt
Organism: Oncorhynchus keta (chum salmon)
Lineage: Eukaryota; Metazoa; Chordata; Actinopteri; Salmoniformes; Salmonidae
Product: integrator complex subunit 15-like
Exons: 10
Coding region: 138-1484 (448 amino acids)
Source: RefSeq, a predicted model, not a curated record
CAGAACAGAACCAAACGCGUUGUGACGGACGGGGCAGUUGUCCUCUGUUUGUACUUCAUGGGUUUCCGUAGUUGAAAGUGUAAACAGUGGCGCAUGCACCCUGUCGCUUUGAAAUAUCUUCUCUUUCAAGGGACCUGAUGAUGAGUGAUAUGCGUCAGUCGUUGCUACGUCGAGAUGCGCUGAGCGCCGCUAAAGAGGUCCUGUACCAUCUGGAUAUCUACCUGUCUGGCCAGGUUCAGAAUAACCCCUCCCCCUCGGUGGACACGCCCACUCUGGAGCUAGUGGAGGAGUUUAUCCUGCACAGGAGGAUGAGUGCCUUACAGGAGCUGCAGCUGUUGGAGAUCAUGUGCAGCUGUUUCCAGGAACAGAGUCGAGACGCUGUGAGACAACUGAUCUUCUCUGCCCUGUUCACUCUACAAGGUAACCAGGCUGACGAGAGUCGCAUGGCGUUGCUAGGCAAGCUAGUCUCCAUGGCGAUCGCUGUGGGCAGGGUCCCCAUCCUGGAGUGUGCUGCUACCUGGUUACAGAGGUCCCAUCCUGUCUACUGUAGAAGACUAGUCAGAGUGUGUGUGUGUGUGUUCCAGAGGUCCCAUCCUGUCUACUGUAGAAGACUAGUCAGAGUGUUGGUGGAUGACUAUUGUUCCCUACUUCCUGGUUCCAUGGUUCCAACCCUCAACAACCUCAGCUGUUCCUGUCCUCCAUUCUGCUGCCAGUUCAUCACUGCUGUUACCACCCUGUAUGACCUCUCUACAGAGGAGUUGACUCCCCCUGUACAGCUGCUACAGAUGGUGGUGUCCUGGAUCCAAGACCAACCUCGAUUGGUCCUCAUCACUCUGCUGAACACGCCCCCCUCCUCCAGCCAGCCAAUCGGCUCCCUGGACCUCACACCGCUGGCUGGGCUGGUGCGCUGGUGUGUCAAAGCCCCAUUGGCUUACAGAAGAGACGGGAAGCAGGACUUGGCCAAUGGGACGACAGAGACUGAGCUGGAGGCAGGGCCUCUCUUCUCUGAGCUACAUCUCAGUGUCCUGCAGGUGUUGCUGCUCCUCCCGGGCGUUCUGAGAGAGAAGGGGCUUCUGGGUCGCCUGGCGUUGCUGCAGCCCGACCAGCUGACUUCUCUGAUCUCUGACCUCUCUGGUCUUCUGGAGGAGCUGAACCCUCUCCACUCGGAUACACAAGCACACAUCCAGCUCACUCUGGAUAGGCUGGCCCAGGCCCUGCAGGUGUCCAUGGCAGCAGGGGCGCUGCUCUGCUCUAGAGAGGACCUGAGAGCUCUCUGUUCCCGCCUCCCACACAACAAUUUGCUCCAGCUGGUGAUGUCUGGUCCAGUGCAGCAGAGUGGAUUCUACCCCCACAUCCACACCCCUCCUCUGGGGUACAGCCCCCGGCCCAGCCCCUUAGGACCUCACCCCUCCUCUCACUCUCCCUCCUUUCCUCCUCAACCUUUCCUUCCAAGCAUGGCCUUUCCCUUCCGCCCCAGCCACUAAAGAGAUGUGUGGACACAUGGAAGACAACAACGUUGGUGUAUACUGAGUAUUUGGACUGUUUGUCAAAUCAAUCUGUUUUUACCAUGUUUCAUUAAUAAAUUGUACACCCUUCCA